CUUGCAUGUGCCCGCCCCGCAAAGCUCAAAUCCUGGACCGCAAUUGUUUUAUCCACUAGAGACACCACGUUCUCUUCACAUCAUCACUCACGAAGAUGCCCACUGCAACAUCCAAACAUGCCUCAGGCAAAAGGAAGCCAGAUACGAAUGCCUCCAAAGACGCCCAUUUGCCGAAACGACUUCGAAACAACAAUCCUAAGACUUCAACACCAGCUCUGCUAGCUCCCCACGAAACCAUCAUCGCUGAGCUCAACUCCAAAUAUGACAUCCUACCUGCUUCAGUUAUCUCAUCAACGAAAAUCAAGAAGCGCAUCAUGCAGGCCACAGAUCACAUAAUGACUGAAGGCGACCGACCUCGAGUAGCACUGCUGUAUGCGCGAACCGCCGAUGUUUGCAAGCUUAUCACAGUGGUGGAAACAUGCAAGCGGAUUGUCAGUGAGGAAGGGAAAGCAUAUUAUCAAUACAACCAGCUAUUUGACCAGCCAGAAAGGUCUAAAAGCAAGGAUAUUGUUGAAGAGACAAUUCUCGAAAAGAACAUCCAAGAAGACAAUGAUUCUGACAAUGACGACUUCGAGGUUAUGCACAGCCGUUUUGAAGACGCAGUGCUACCUCAGCCCUCGCCACGAUCUGUGAAAUCAAUGAGGGUUUUCAUCUCGACUAUGCCCAUACAGGAAUUGAAAAUAAAGAAGGGUGUUACUGUCCAGUCUGGUACAGCCAAGCAGGCUUGAUACAAUCCAGAUAAUUCUGUUCAGGCCGUUUUGUCUUCCUUAAUUUUUCUAACAUACUUGACUGAACGUUUCAAGAGAUGGUUCAUUGUUGAGUAAGUCGUUUAGCAAAUCACAAGAUACCCAGCGCAUGCAAAUAGAAUAUUCUCUUUUUGUGCCACUACAA
Molecule: messenger RNA, 891 nt
Organism: Fusarium verticillioides 7600
Lineage: Eukaryota; Fungi; Ascomycota; Sordariomycetes; Hypocreales; Nectriaceae
Exons: 1
Coding region: 96-728 (210 amino acids)
Source: RefSeq, a predicted model, not a curated record